CGCAGCUGCGUGAUCAACAUGUGAUUAAAGGACCUCAAACAGCACGCUGUCAGUGGACAUGUGUCAGUAUUUCUGAGAAGUUUCAGGAUGUUCCGCGGUUUCUUUGUGCAGACACUUAGUUUUGUUGGUUACUCUGUCCAAUAUGGCUGCAUCGCUCACUGUGCCUUUGAGUAUAUUGGUGAAUUUGUGUCGUGCAUAGGACCUUCCAUGGAACCAACCAUCAUUAACCAUGAUGUGGUUUUCUCAGAGCGAAUAAGCCGUCACCUCUGUCGAAUACAAAAAGGUGAUAUUAUAAUAGCCAAAAGCCCCUUUGAUCCAAAGAUGAACAUUUGUAAAAGAGUGAUCGGACUAGAGGGGGACAAAGUCUGCACCAGUGGACCAUCUGACAUCUUUAAAACACACAGUUACGUACCAAGAGGGCAUAUAUGGCUUGAAGGCGACAACCUUCGGAAUUCUACAGAUUCCCGAAGCUAUGGCCCAAUUCCCUACGCCUUGAUUCGAGGACGUGUUUGCUUAAAGGUAAUGAGGAUACAGUCCCAUUGCUUGAUCUAUACGCUUCCCCUGAGGCUGAACAACAAGCUUCUUAAGUUUGCCCUUUUAUGUAUAGACUGUUUUGCAUAUAACGUAGUAAUCAAAUGGUCCUUUUUGAAAUUUUCCUCUUUAAAAUCACAAAUAAGUUAAAAUUAGUUCAAACUAUGGACAACCAUAAGUAGCUGUAGACCUGGGUGCCGUCUUCAUUUAGAACUGUUUUCAGCUGUCAUCUCAUAUAGCGUCAUGUGCCCACGACCCGAAAAAGGUCCCCUCGUCUUCUGUCAACCUCUGAUUGGAAAGUUAGAGGCAGGUGACACAGGGGUGUGGGGGUCUUACAUGAAAAAGAUUAAUUUUCUCCACUUUUAUAAUUUAUUUGAAAAUUUAAAAUUCAUUAUAAAAGUAAAAUUCAAAGUUAAUUCUACAAUUAUUAGAUAAUUAUUAUAAAGUGUUAGAAUAUAUAAUGUAUUUAAAAUAAAAUUGAUGAAAAAGGAGUUGAUGUCGUUUUUUUCCCCCUUUUCUUUAUUUUGCAGUUGUGGCCACUGCAUAGUUUUGGCUUAUUGGCAGAAAGUCCUAAUGAUGGGCGCAUUUUAUGAAGAAACUGUCUUAUGUAUUGCUGGAUUGUAAAUGCUGUUUUUAC
Molecule: messenger RNA, 1168 nt
Organism: Myxocyprinus asiaticus (Chinese sucker)
Lineage: Eukaryota; Metazoa; Chordata; Actinopteri; Cypriniformes; Catostomidae
Product: mitochondrial inner membrane protease subunit 1-like
Exons: 5
Coding region: 88-681 (197 amino acids)
Cellular component (GO): membrane; mitochondrial inner membrane peptidase complex
Molecular function (GO): serine-type endopeptidase activity
Source: RefSeq, a predicted model, not a curated record